Molecule: messenger RNA, 1187 nt
Organism: Hyalella azteca
Lineage: Eukaryota; Metazoa; Arthropoda; Malacostraca; Amphipoda; Hyalellidae
Product: probable 18S rRNA (guanine-N(7))-methyltransferase
Exons: 7
Coding region: 215-1123 (302 amino acids)
Biological process (GO): rRNA (guanine-N7)-methylation
Cellular component (GO): nucleolus
Molecular function (GO): rRNA (guanine) methyltransferase activity
Source: RefSeq, a predicted model, not a curated record
UAGGUCAUAUUUUUUCAAAAUUUUAUAUAAAAGCAAAUGAUCCAUUGUUAUCCUAUUUCAUGAGCCCUGCAGUUCUUUUGAAUUAGUCUAUUAGAGUUUAGUUUAGGGCUGUUUGAGGUGCAAACUAAAAUUUUUUGUUGAAUAGGCCUAUUCCUUUUUAUUUGCCACUUUCUAUUUUCAGAAAAGUUGGUUUCAAAUUUCAAUAUCUUCCACAAUGGGUAAAAUGACAGCAAGGCGACCUGAGCAUCAAUCACCACCUGAUAUUUUUUACAAUGAAGAAGAAGCUCAAAAAUAUACACGAAACACCAGAAUAAUGGACGUUCAGAGUCAAUGCAGUGUGAGGGCCCUUGAGCUGCUUGCCUUGCCUCCCGACCAGCCUUCAAUAUUGCUUGAUUUGGGAUGUGGUUCGGGGCUGUCAGGGGAAGCAAUCACAGAACAAGGACACUUCUGGGUUGGGUUGGAUAUUUCUCAAGCCAUGCUGGAUGUUGCCCUUGAACGCAGUGCUGAGGGAGACAUGCUGCUCAGUGACCUGGGCCACGGAGUGCCCUUCCGCCCCGCCAUGUUCGACGGGGCCGCUCAGAACAGCGCGUGUCGAGCCUCAGCGGAAGAAGCACGCACGGCAGCUGUUCGCCAGCACAGAGAACAACAGAGACAAGCGGACGAGCAACAGAGACGGCGUCUGUUGGCUCUGUGGGAGCGCCAACAGACGCUCGUAGAAAACAGGAAAAGGGAACGCGAACAAGCUGCUAGGAAGAGUCGUGGCAGCAGGGCAGUGUUUCAGUUCUACCCAGAGAGCGACCAGCAGGUGUCACUCAUAGUCAAGCAAGCCACGAAGGCUGGAUUCACAGGUGGCGUCGUUGUUGACUAUCCUAAUUCUACGAAGGCAAAGAAGCUUUACUUGGUACUUAUGUGUGGGGGGUCUGCGCCCCUGCCGCAAGGGCUACAGGAUGAAGGCGUGCCUGAGGCCGCAUACAACAGAAGGCUGCAGCUCAAGAAGGGUGUGAGGACGACUGCAGCCAUAAGAGAGAAAAUUCGUCAAAAGAAAGAGAGGAGGAUGAAGCAAGGCAAGCAGGUGCACCGUGAUUCAAAAUAUACCGGCAGGCCAAGAUCUUCAAGGUUCUAAUGCAAUGUGACUGAGUACUAAGGCAUUGUGUUUAAAAAAAAAAUACAAACGGUUUGCCCAUGUA